This is a messenger RNA of Boeremia exigua, 747 nucleotides long. RefSeq lists its product as uncharacterized. Bases 1 to 747 code for a protein of 248 amino acids. NCBI's taxonomy places the organism in Eukaryota, Fungi, Ascomycota, Dothideomycetes, Pleosporales, Didymellaceae. The transcript is spliced from 4 exons. The record is from RefSeq and is a predicted model, not a curated record.
AUGGUCACGCCACUGUCGCUUGCAGAGGUCAAGUUCCUGUUCAGCAUUGGUGCUCAUCGAUGGGUCUUUCAGACCAUGAUCACGUACGUGCUGCAGUACCCCACGUGGCACUCCGAUGAGACACGACGCCCGUUGAAGGGCGGCUUCAAGGUCACCAACGCUCGCAUCCAAGAGAGCCUGCCGAGGCAGUGCGCCAUCAAGAAGAAGUUCGAGGUGCUCCCAGACAAUGGCUGUCCCUUCAUGCAGCUCUUGAAGCACUGGCAGGUCGUGUUCGAGGAACAUGGCCUCGAAGACAUGUUCACAGCCCCAAAGACUUCCGCGAGACCCGACCACCGCCCCGCCGCUCCACGAGCAGUUGCUGCUGCGUUGACCGAAGAUACGACGCCUUGCGCGCCUGCCUGCAAGGGCAAACAUGCGUCUGACACUCCAGACUCGGUGCAUUCAUAUAACACUGACCUCAUGUUCCCUGACGUGGUCGAGAACAAUGUCGAAGAAGUUGUUCAUCAGACCGAAGACACCAUUGCCGCCUGGCACUCCUUCGCAGCGCGCGAGGGUAAACCUGUGGUCAAGCAUGCAGCAGCAGGUAUCGCAGACAAGGUGGAAGCUGCUGUCGGCUCCGAGAUUGAGGACAAGCCUGCCGUCGGCUCCAUCGAGGACAAGCCUGCCGUCGGCUCCAUCGAGGACAAGCCUGCCGUCGGCUCCAUCGAGGACAAGCCUGCCGUCGGCUCCAUCGAGGAUAAGCCCUGA